CACAUGUUUCUUUCGCGCUUUAUCUCUUAUAGUUUCGGCCAUCUUCUUCAUACCAAAAAUCAAUCGCCGGAGAUCGGAACCUGCUCGAACCGGUAGAAAUGGCUUCGCUCGGUUUCCACCUCGGAUUCUCCUUCUCCGGUGUGAAAAUUCAGCAGAAUCGACAAGUUUCCGCAACCGGAAGAGCUCGCGUUAUCUCCUGUUGUUCCUCUUCUUCUUCAGAAGCAUCUCCGCAGGGGAUCUCUGCCACGACGCCUCCUCCUGAGAUAGAGCUCGAGUUCUUCGGUCCGAAGCCUGGAAGCGACGGGACGUAUCCGAGGGAUAAAGCGAAAGCUGUGAGCGGCGAGAAGCUUCUGAGAAGCAUUAUGCAAGAUAAUAAACUCGAGCUUUACGCUACUUACGGGAAAGUGAUGAACUGUGGAGGUGGAGGAAGCUGUGGAACUUGUAUUGUUGAGAUUCUUGAUGGGAGAGAACUUCUGAACGAGAGAACAGAUACAGAAAACAAGUAUCUGAAAAAGAAGCCUGAAUCUUGGAGGCUCGCGUGUCAAACAAUAGUAGGGAACAAAGAAAACUCUGGAAAGGUUGUGGUUCAGCGGAUUCCGCAAUGGAAGAAGUGAAUUUCCCUUGUAAGUGUAAUGUUUCUCAAUUCGUUUAUCAGUUCGUAUUGAAGAGAGUGCCAUAUGUAUGUCGUCCCAUACUAGUUUUCUGUUUGUAUAUCUCCAAAAACUGUUUCUUGUAGAUGGCAAUAGUCAUAUACAUAUGAGAUAAACU
Molecule: messenger RNA, 768 nt
Organism: Brassica napus (rape)
Lineage: Eukaryota; Viridiplantae; Streptophyta; Magnoliopsida; Brassicales; Brassicaceae
Product: photosynthetic NDH subunit of subcomplex B 3, chloroplastic
Exons: 6
Coding region: 99-614 (171 amino acids)
Biological process (GO): P450-containing electron transport chain
Cellular component (GO): mitochondrion
Molecular function (GO): 2 iron, 2 sulfur cluster binding
Source: RefSeq, a predicted model, not a curated record